Messenger RNA from Stegostoma tigrinum, 4416 nucleotides. RefSeq names its product glucosylceramidase beta 1 (gene gba1). Gene Ontology annotation, molecular function: glucosylceramidase activity. The transcript is spliced from 11 exons. NCBI's taxonomy places the organism in Eukaryota, Metazoa, Chordata, Chondrichthyes, Orectolobiformes, Stegostomatidae. Bases 226 to 1782 code for a protein of 518 amino acids. Gene Ontology annotation, biological process: glucosylceramide catabolic process. The record is from RefSeq and is a predicted model, not a curated record.
UUAGAGGCGGUGGGAAGCUGGAUGAACACAGCAGGCAAGCUGAUGUCUCGGCCCGAAACGUCAGCCUUCCUGCUCCUCUGAUGCUGCUUGGCCUGUUGUGUUCAUCCAGCUCUACACCUUGUUACCUCGGAUUCUCCAGCAUCGGCAGUUCCUACUGGUUCUAAUGAUACAGCAAGGUAUUGAAGAAACUAACAAGGAGAAACUGGAGCAGUUUCCUCCUCCAGGAUGUCCACAGUUUGGUUCUGUUUGUGUUUUCUGCCUUUCUGGACAAUCCUUCCAGUCUCAGCUGGUAAACCAUGUGAUGCCAGGAGUUUUGGGGGUAGCUCGGUGGUUUGUAUUUGCAAUGCGACAUACUGCGAUACAGUUGAUCCACUGCGGUUGCCAAAGAAAGGCCAUUAUGUUUUGUAUGAAACCACUAAAGCUGGUAAGCGGCUUGAACACAAAACAGGAAAAAUCCUCACAAACACCAAACAACAAGGUUUGCAGCUGACUUUUGAAGUGAAGAAGAAAUACCAGCAGAUGAAAGGCUUUGGAGGUGCAAUCACUGAUGCUGCAGCCAUCAACAUUCUCUCGCUUUCUGUUGGGUCCCAGGAAAAUCUUCUCCGAUCCUACUUUUCCGAAGAAGGAAUCGAGUACAAUAUUAUCCGUGUGCCAAUGGCUAGCUGUGAUUUUUCGACACACGUGUACACUUAUGAUGACCAUCCUGGAGACCUGGAUCUGCAACACUUCAGUUUGACAGUGGAAGACAUUAAAAUGAAGAUUCCAAUUAUUAAAGUGGCUAAAGCACUUUCCAAACGCCCCGUGUCUUUGUUUGCCAGCCCAUGGACUGCUCCACCCUGGAUGAAAACGAGCAAUUCAACAAUUGGGAAGGGAACUUUGAAGGGGCAGCCUGGAGGAGUAUACUACAAGUCAUGGGCAAAGUAUUUCAUCAGGUUUCUGGAUGAAUAUGCAAAGCAUAAUCUCACAUUUUGGGCACUGACAGCACAAAAUGAGCCCACUACAGGAAUGCUAACUGAUUACAGCUUCCAAUGCAUGGGCUUCACAGCAGAGUUGCAGCGAGAUUUCAUUGUGCUUGAUCUCGGGCCUGCAUUACGAAACAGUUCUCACAAGGACGUGCAGCUUAUGAUCCUCGAUGAUCAAAGACUCUUGUUGCCCUAUUGGGCAAAGGUGGUCCUAAGUGAUGUGCAUGUUGCUGAGUAUGUGCAUGGCAUCGCAGUGCACUGGUACCUUGAUAUGCUCACUCCAGCUGAUAAAACUCUGGAUGCCACACAUGAUCUUUUCCCAGAAUAUUACCUGUUUUCCACAGAGGCCUGCACUGGAUACUUGCCAUGGGAACACACAGUACAACUGGGAAGUUGGGAGCGAGGUGCCAUGUACAGCCAUGACAUCAUUCAGAAUCUGAAUAAUCAUGUAACUGGUUGGACAGAUUGGAACAUUGCAUUGAACUUGCAAGGUGGCCCGAACUGGGUGAAAAACUUUGCUGACAGUCCGGUCAUUGUGAACAGUCAUCAGGAUACCUUCUACAAACAGCCUAUGUUCUACCACAUGGCCCACUUUAGUAAGUUUGUUCCUGAAGGUUCUCAACGUGUUGGACUUGAUCCCAAUGCUGCGACUGAACUGGACUCUGUGGCUUUCCUCCGCCCAGAUGGAUGUGCCGUCAUCAAUGUCCUGAACUGGAGCCAGAAGGAUAUUGAUUUUGUGAUCUGGGACCCUGAGCAUGGCUUUAUCAAAGCACACUCACCUGCAGAAUCUAUCCAAUCUUAUUUAUGGAAAUGGCAAUAAAUCCUCUUUCACAAACUAUCAAAGUCAAGUCAUCCCUGAUGUAGAGGACCAUGAUAUCUACAAUGCUGUUAAUUACAUGAAUACUGGUUAGUGUAUGCUUUGGUAUAUUCUUCUCAGCUGGAUUCCCCUUCCUCAGCUUGCAUCAAAGCUACGUGACUCCUUUCAUAAUCAAUAAGAAACACUGGUACUCCAUUUGUGCUAACAGCAGGGGAGGCCAUUCAAGUCCUCGGGAUUACCCUGCAAUUGGAUAAGAUUAUGGUUGAACUGAUUAUGGCCCUGAUCCUUUUUGACUAAAUGUUGGUCAUGGGUCUUACCAGACCCUAGUGCUGCACUCCUGUUAGAGACAACUGGUGAUGGUAUAACCUGAGAGUCACCACACCUCUGGCAAGGGGAGAGGUUGAGAAAGAGAAUCGUGCAUGGUAACCUCAGUCAGUACAGGAAUUGAACCCACACUGUUUGUGUAACUCUGCACUGCGAAUCAGCUGUCUAGCCAACUGGUGUGGCCAUUAGACAAGAUCUUUUUACUCUAAAAAUUUCUCGCAGCUCCACCUGGACCCCUUUUUGAAGAAGGGAAGUCAUCCUACUGAGUGAAUAAUUUUUUCGUUUCUGUCUUAAAUGGGUGAUCUCCUAAUUUGUCCCUUUGGCCUAGUUUCUCCAAUAAGGGUAAAUUUCCUGUCAGCAUCCACCUUGUGUAGUCUCCUCAGGAUUAUUAACAUUGUAAGAUGAUAUUGACAUGCAAAAAAAUACGUCCACAUUGAUGGGGAAAUGCUGGUUUUAGUGAGAUGCAGUUUAAACAACUACUGGUGUUUUUGGGAACUAACUUGUGAAUUUGGAUUAAUUAAAAAGACGGUGGUCACAAAGGAUGUUGUUUGCAUCAGAAGUUUCAAUGACUAACAUCACUCGAGGUAACUAUGGAUUGCUGCAGAAUGGAUAUAAUGUAGAGACUACAAAAAUAUUUUAAAAAUUGCAGCUACACUCGGAUAACUGAGCAUGUUUGUGUGUGCAUGGACAUAAGCCAUAAAUUAGGACUGAACAGCAAGAUGAGAAAUAAAUCUCUAUGAUCAAGAGACCUCUCUCUCACUGAAAUAAUUCUAUAGCGUGGCCAGAUGACAAAACUAACUAUAACAGGCAGCAGUACAGCUGGUUCUGCUAAUUGGCGAUAACAUGACUGACAAAUAGAGGAAUGCUGUUUCUAAAAUGCAAACUUGUGUGCGCUAUAAUGUGAUUCCAUCCGUGCAUGCAGAAGUACACGUCAACAUCACAUGAUCAUUUUGCAGGUAUUAUUCUGACCACGUACAAUGUUAGUACUGAAAAAAUCUUCCUGCAGGCAUCACAAACUUUGUCGUGAAGCAAUUUUCUGAGAGAGGUACAGUACUUUGUGAUUUUUGUGAGGACAAAAAUGCAAGGACAAAGUGGCAAUGUUAGCAAGUAGCGUCCUGGUGAUAAAAUUGCUGGUGGUGAAUAUUAAAAGGCUACAAACGCUGGAAGAGAAGCUGGAUAUUAUAAAGGAUUUUGAGCGUAAUGAGAGAACAUGUGAUAUAGUCUAAGAUAAUAAAAUGUGAGGCUGGAUGAACACAGCAGGCCCAGCAGCAUCUCAGGAGCACAAAAGCUGACGUUUUGGGCCUAGACCCUUCAUCUGCAGUUCCCAUUAUCACUCGUGAUAGUCUGCAAUGCAAGAGUAAAGGAGUCUACCUUAUGCACCAUUAGAGACAAUGCAGAAAGGAUUAAGCAAGCUCUAUUGCUAGAACAAGUCUGGGUGCUAGUAAAUCUGAGGUCACAGUCAGAAGAAUAUGAGGAGAUGGAGCAGCUUCUACAUGUGUGAAUAGAAGAUCAAAUGAAAAAGCAAUCUGGGACCAACUUUCUGACCAUAAAAGAGACAGAGAGCCUUAUUAUGAAUAUCUAACAAAAAAGCUGAUAAUCCUACAGAUGUGCCUGCCUUUAGUGCUAGCAGUGGCUGGUUUGCUAGUUUGAAGAACUGCUCUGCUUUUCAUAACAUAGUUAUGUGGUGCUGUUAAGUGCAGAUGAAGAACAUGUGGUGCCAUUUCCUUAAUUGACAAAGAAGGCUACAUCUUAGAUUUACUUGAGCCCCACUGUGAAGACCUCUACAGCUGAUCCACAACACCUUGUCACUGAGGGGGAAGUGGAAGCUGGAAAUGAAGAUGAAGCUGUCCAAGAUGCAGUACCACCACAAGUUUUCUCUUCUGUUUUUGUCUUCCAUUCUGAGGGGAAUUGAGAAGCAGUUGCAGCCCUGAGAGGGCAACAGUUCCAAUGCAGAAUGUAGCAGGGUUGCAGUUUGUGGAAUAAGAUCUUAUUUGGUGUCCUAUGAACAGCUUCUUCACGAAAGAAGAUAAAGGGCAAAGCAGCCAAAACUGGAAGACUUUGUUAAGACAACCCUCCACAGUCAGACCACAAUGAACAACAACCAUUCACUUCUGCAUUAACAAUUUUUCGCCCUAACCCUGCAACUACAACUGCACCUGAAAGUGAUGACGGUGACAACCCUCAGCCCUGCAUUAACAGAAAUCUGAAAACCUCCACUUCCAUCAAGUUAUCUUGACCUUUUUUUUCCCCAAGAUAAGGUGUUAAAUUUACUUUUAAUAUCUAACAAUGAAAUAAACAUUUAUUAAAACUGUG